AUGAGCCUCCAAGGCAUCUUUGAGGACCUCGUGACGGCGAUCCUGGUACAACGUGCCGGGCCGGCGGGACACGGGCGCGCGUUCGGCCUUCUUUCGUCCAAAAACGCCCUUGUGCUGCAGUUUGCCUCGCACACUUGGCCGCACUGCUCGGAGACCGCUCACUCAGGCGCCGCGUCGCACGCUGUCCUCGAUAGCCUCGGAAACGUCAUCGAAGGCUUGGCAGAGGCGCUCCUCACGCACGCGAACCGGAUAUGGUCCCAGCUCGUGCACCAAGCAAUGCUCCACUGCAAGCUCCAGGCGAACGGGGCCGCGGCCGGCGCGGACGACCUCGGGGAGCAAGUGGUCGCCUUGGACAAACAGGCGAUACGGGCGGCGGAGUGCCUGGCGCUGGUCGCGUACAUGUACGACCACGCGACCGCGCCCGAGGUCCGCGACGCGUCCAAGGCCGCGUGGACGUGUGCGUGGGCGCGACACUCGGCCGACGCCGCGACGUACGUCCUGUUCCUCACCGGGGUGUUCAGGCGCUACAUGUGCCUCGACGAGCUCAUCUGCGCGCUCUCCGAGCUCUUCGCGCUGUUGAAGGUCGGUGCGCCGGGCGGGGGCGUCGCGUGCUGGAAGCCGCCCAGCGUGUUCAGGCGGCGCACGACCAAAUUCUGGCUGACGCUGGAUAGCGAGACAGCGGUCAAGGUCAAGGUUGCACAACACAUGCCGGUGCUCUCGUUCGGGCAGGUGCAGGGCCAGGCGGUCCUGCCGCCCGUCGUGGAGCUCCUGGCGAUGUCUGGGGACGACGUAGGGCGCAUUCCCCGCGUCGAGAGCGUGUCGGGGCGCGUCAGUUCGCGGUACUUCGACAACCGCAAGUUCGAGGUGUACGACGCGCGCCUGAAACGGUUCAACGAGGCGUCGCUGGUGCGCGUGCGGUGGUACGGGACAGCGACGUUCCCCGUCGAGGAUGCGGAGGUGUUCCUGGAGCGCAAAGUCCACAUGGACAGCUGGACGGGCGAGCCGAGCGUGAAGGAACGGACGAAGCUCACGGCGGGCGCCGCGGAGGAGCUGUUCCAGCUCGCGCGGCAGGGACAGCUAAGUCAGUUCUUGGGCGUCGCGAGCGCUGGUCGCUGUGGGCUGCUGGACGAGAUCGUCGGACAACUGAACAAGACAGCUCAGGAGCCCACCGUGUCGACGACCUACAAGCGCACCGCCUAUCAGCUGUCAACGGAGAACAGCGUUCGUCUGAGCAUCGACUCGCACAUCCAAAUGUUUCGGUCUUUGUCCCGCGACGGCUGCGCGGCGCCGACAGCCCAGGCCGUGCUGCCGUUUUCGGUGCUGGAGAUCAAGCUGCAGGAACACUGCCCUGAGUGGGUCGGAGACCUCGUCAGCAACACCCCCGGCCUCACUUAUGGCCCGAAGUUCUCCAAGUUCCUGCACGCCACGUCGCUGCUGUUCCAGGACCAGGUGGCGUGCCUCCCGCCGUGGUACCUGGAGGGCGAGGGCGGGCACUACAGGCCCGCGACGUUCGACGAGUGGAAGCUGGUGAUCGGGGACGCCGACAUGGCCCUGUACGCCCUCGCACGCAGCCCCGACGUUGUCUCCGAGGACGGCCGCCCGGAGCAGGGCGAGGCCCAGGCGCAGUUCACACUCUCCGAACUGGCAGACGCGCUGCUUCGCAAAAAGUCCGCCUCUGCCAGGCUGGGCGGCACGAACGGCGCCAGUCGCGAGACGCUUGAAGUUCCGCACGGCGAGGCGUCUCGGACGCCCGAGACGGGGUCCUUCGGGACCAGCCAGGCUGACCCGUGCAAUGGACACCAACCAGCCGGCGCGGAGUCGCACGACCCUGAGCUCGGCACGCUGGUCGAGAUGCGCCCGUCGGGAUCGAUCACGCACGGGGCCGUUGCGGGUGCGUCGAAGUCCGCGAGGGUGCGCUCCAUGUUGCGCAGGUUCUUCCAAGAGAAGCGACGGAACACCCGAAGCGUCGUGCCGAAGCCCGUGGGGAACAAGAAACCCGCGAAGCCCAUCCUGCGUACGCGUAUCGAGCCCAAGACGCUGUUCGCGAACGAGAGGACGUUCCUGAGCUGGCUCAGCGUGUCAGUCCUGAUCAUGCUCAUUGCCAUCUCUCUGGCGGGCAUGCAAAGCCAGCUCCCCUCGAACACUCUCGGCCCUGACAUUCCUUCCAACGGCAGCGGAGGUGGUGGCACCAUCUGUCACUACGGCUCAACGAAUCCGGCGUGCGUCACAUCCAAGGUGUCCGCGCUGAUCAUCGGCCCCGUGUCGAUCUCGUUCAUGGUGUACGCGCUGGUGAUGUACAAGCUGCGGACGCGGCGCAUCCUGCGGCGGGAGGACAACCGCCAGCGCUUCGACGACAAGCUCGGGCCGGUGGUCCUCACGCUGCUGCUGAUCUUCGCGUGCGUCACGGCGCUGAUCCUCACAAUCGUCUCGAGCUGGUAG
Pedinophyceae sp. YPF-701 is the source of this 2439-nucleotide messenger RNA. The record is from the annotation of a GenBank genome assembly. NCBI's taxonomy places the organism in Eukaryota, Viridiplantae, Chlorophyta, Pedinophyceae.